GAGGUCUAUUUUAGUGAGGCAUUUGCAUAGGCAUUAGAAACUAUAAAUCUGAACGAUUCUUCUUUCCUCCCUCGACCAGUUCAUACUGUCCUCCGUCUUUCCUCCUCGAAACAGGUCCCAUAAAGAACAAUGGGUGAUGCACCGAGAAAACCCAAGAUUUCCUCAGGUCGUCGGCUAGGCCUGAAGAUUAGGAUGUUAAACACAGCCCAAGAGAUGCUGAUAUUUGAGAAGGAGGAGAAGAAGAAAGAGAGAGACUGCGUCCUGAGUGAAAGGGUUCCACCAUUAAAGUUCUCAGGCCUGUCAGUCCGGGAGCUACAGGACCUUUGCAGGGAUCUCCAUCACAAGAUUGAUGUCGUUGAUGAGGAGCGGUAUGACAUUGGAGUAAAGGUGGCAAAAAAUGACAAGGAGAUACAAGACAUGAGUCAGAAGAUCUUUGAGCUGAAGAGCAAGCUGAAAAGGCCUGCGCUAAAGAGAGUGAAGAUUUCGGCUGAGGCUAUGCUCAGUGUCCUUCUGGGCUCCAGGCACAAAGAGUCCUUUGACUUCAAGGCCAAUCUAAAAACAGUGAAGAAAGAGGAAGAGAAGAAAGAAGAGGUGACUGACUGGCGUAAGAACGUGGAGGCCAUGUCUGGCAUGGAGGGCAGGAAAAAGCUGUUCGAUGCUGGUGGACAGUAAAUGGUCACUGAUGAACUCUGUAUAAGCCUGUACCUGACCACUGACUGCUGCAGAGAACAAGAGAGAUGGAAAAAGAAUGUUGAAAACAUUUUCAUGAAAAAUCGAAAAAGAACUAAAUAACAAAUUUUUGUUCCUGUUGCUGUGUUAUUUUUUCUACUUUCUAAGGCAUUAUCUUGACAUUGUUCAUUUUCCACACUGAGCACUACAAGAGAUUGAUGUUGUACAAUUCUGCCUUGAAAUCUAGUGGUAUAACAGAUUAUAGUAGUAGAACACCUAUGCUUUUAUUGCUAUAACCUGAGCUGACCAUUGUUUAGUCAAAAUACACAAAAGCUUCAGCAGCAAAAUAUGGACACUUGCAGUAGACCUUAUAAUAUUACAUGAAUACUUGAAAUAUUAAAAUUU
Pygocentrus nattereri (red-bellied piranha) is the source of this 1074-nucleotide messenger RNA. RefSeq names its product troponin I, slow skeletal muscle-like. NCBI's taxonomy places the organism in Eukaryota, Metazoa, Chordata, Actinopteri, Characiformes, Serrasalmidae. The coding region runs from base 130 to 672 and encodes 180 amino acids. The transcript has 9 exons. The record is from RefSeq and is a predicted model, not a curated record. Gene Ontology annotation, biological process: muscle contraction. Gene Ontology annotation, cellular component: troponin complex.